AUAAAAGUGCACAUGACGUUGAGGCAAGCAUCUAGUUGUUCAAGUGUUUGCAUAGUAUAACAGCAAAAAUGAAAGUAGUCGCCGUUUUGAUUUUCGCUUUGAUUGCCCAGAGCUAUGCCUACUCAAGCUCUUACGAUUUCGAGGACCAACGGAAUCAACGGGAGUUCGACAACAUUGAACCAUGGACCAAAAUGAAUCGUUAUUCUUCAUCAAACUCUGAAGACUAUGAAUUCAAGAGUUCAGCAUCUCGCUUCCCCGAAGCUCAGUUCUUCAAGAGGAAAGUGAUUCAACGUCUAUCUAACUCUCCUGCCUUCUAUAAUAAUCCCCAGAAUAAGCAAAGACUUAUCGAAGUCGCUGAUGAAAAAUUGGAAAAUUGCAAAACUCCCAGCGGCAAUGGAUUGGACAGAUCUUGUUUAGGUCGUGCUAUUGGCCAAGUCAUGCAAUUGGUCGCUUCCGUUGAAAAUGCCGACCGCAACUCGGGUUUCCGUGGCCAAAGACAAAGUUCUUACGAUUACUGAACUCUAAAAAAUGACAAUUAUCAUCAAUUGGUAUUUAAAAAAAAAAACUUUUUUUUAUUCUUCAUUUGAAUUAUUAAUGUAAUAAAAAGCAUUUUCAAUAUGAAA
Molecule: messenger RNA, 623 nt
Organism: Stomoxys calcitrans (stable fly)
Lineage: Eukaryota; Metazoa; Arthropoda; Insecta; Diptera; Muscidae
Exons: 2
Coding region: 69-518 (149 amino acids)
Source: RefSeq, a predicted model, not a curated record